Molecule: messenger RNA, 5068 nt
Organism: Amborella trichopoda
Lineage: Eukaryota; Viridiplantae; Streptophyta; Magnoliopsida; Amborellales; Amborellaceae
Product: enhancer of mRNA-decapping protein 4
Biological process (GO): deadenylation-independent decapping of nuclear-transcribed mRNA
Cellular component (GO): P-body
Molecular function (GO): protein binding
Source: RefSeq, a predicted model, not a curated record
AUGCCACUACUCUCUCUCUCUCUCUCUCUCUUCCCAUUUCUCUCUCAGAUUGAUCCACUUCCCCAAACUGGGGUUUAGCAGCGUAGUUUCUAAUCACUGAUGCGAAUCCUGAUUCAUGUGGAAAACCCUAAUCCUUCAAAUCACAGAUAAGUGGCUGUCUACGUUCUCUAAAUCUCUAAUUUUUUUUAUUUCUCUGUUACUCUUUCCACUGUUUCCUCAUCUUUCUCUCUCUGAACAUCUGAAACCAAUACUCGGUUUCCCAUUUUCUCUCGCUCUCUCUCUCUAAACUUUCGAAACCAAUCAAGGUUUUUUCACUCUCUCUCUCUCUCUCUCGCAGAACAUCUGGAACAAUCAAGGGUUUUCAUCCUCUCUCUCUCUCUCUCUAAAUUUCUGAAACAAUCAAGGUUGUUUCGGUUUUUCUCUCCGUUUUUCUUCUACUGAACAUCUGGACCUAGACAAGGGUCUUUCCUUUUUCUCUCUUUUCUGCCCCUUUCCAUGGCUUCGGCUGGAAACCCAAAUCAAACAGGAGGCUUUGAUGUUCAAAAACUUUUCAAACCAGGAAACCCGUCAAAUAUGAACCCUAAUCAACCCUCUGGUUAUAACCCACCGCCUUCAGCUCCAUUUCCACCUCCUUUUAGCUCUCCCCAGGUCCCAAACCUCCCAAAUUUACAGUCUGGUCCUUUCUCUUACCCACCCCAAAGCACCCCAUUCCACCCUUACUUGCAUUAUCCCCAAGAUCAGAUUCCAAGCUCUCAACCAAUUAGAACUCCAAAUUUUCAGAAUACUCCACCUUUUACAAGCUCCCCUUUGCCCCCAAUUCACCCAAACUUCACUCAACCCCAGUCUGGCCCUAACCCAGGUGCUAGAUUAAUGGCACUUUUGAGUACCCACUCAUCAGGUGAGCCUCUUGGUCCCACAAAUUUGGAGUUACCCCAUGGCCCAAUAUCCUCUGGUGAUAGCAAUUUCAAUCAAACUACUGCUUCUCCUCAAAUAGGUUCGAACAUUUCAAGUCCUCCACCUGCUCAAUUUCCCGCAAUUCCCACUGCUCCUCCUGUUAGUUUAGCCCCUCCUCCAAAUGCCCAACCUAGUAGAAUGUCUAGUAGUAAGCUUCCUAAAGGCAGACAUAUAAGAGGGGAUCAUGUUGUGUAUGAUGUCGAUGAUAGAAGGCCUGGAGAGGUUCAACCUCAACUUGAGGUGAAUCCGAUAACAAAGUAUGCUUCGGAUCCGGGGCUUGUUGUUGGUCGACAAAUCGCAGUCAAUAAGACUUACAUAUGCUAUGGUUUGAAGUUGGGGGCGAUUCGGGUUUUGAAUAUCAACACUGCAAUAAGAUCGUUGCUUCGUGGGCAUUCUCAGAGGGUCACUGAUAUGGCUUUCUUCGCAGAGGAUGUGCAUUUGUUGGCAAGUGCAAGUGUGGACGGCAGAGUAUUCAUUUGGAAGAUAAUUGAAGGCCCAGACGAGGAGAAUAAGCCACAGAUUACAGCUGACAUUAUCCUAGCCAUGCAGAUAGUGGUAGAUGGCGAAUCAUCUCAUCCACGCAUAUGUUGGCACUCACACAAGCAAGAAGUUCUGGUGGUUGGCAUUGGGAAACAUGUUUUUAAGAUCGAUACGACCAAGGUGGCAAAAGGAGAUGGUUUUGUUGCUGAGGACCCUAUCAAGUGCCAUGUUACCAAGCCUAUAGAUGGAGUUCAAUGUAUUGGUACACAUGAUGGGGAAGUCACGGAUCUCUCAAUGUGCCAAUGGAUGGCAACUCGUUUAGUUUCAGCAUCUACUGAUGGCACGGUAAAGAUCUGGGCAGACAAGAAGUCAUUGCCUCUUGCAACUCUAAGGCCCCAUGAUGGUCAACCUGUUGGUUCUGUUGCAUUCUUAACCUCCCCUCACCGCCCUGAUCACAUAGUUCUUCUAACUGCUGGUGCUCUCAACCGAGAACUGAAGUUGUGGGCCUCUGCUGGCCCUGAGGGAUGGCUUUUGCCAAGUGAUGCUGAACAAUGGCAGUGCAUGCAGACACUGGAUCUGUGGAGUUCAUCUCAACCUCAGCCUGAAGAAGCAUUUUUCAACCAAGUUGUGGCCUUACCUCGUGUUGGCCUCAUCUUACUAGCAAACGCAAAGAAGAAUGCUAUAUAUGCAGUGCACAUAGAAUUUGGAUCUUCUCCUUCUGGUACUCGCAUGGACUAUGUAGCUGAAUUUACAGUUACAAUGCCAAUUUUGAGUUUUACUGGCACAACCAAUGGCUUACAAAUUGGGGACCUAGGUAUAAUUCAGGUAUAUUGCGUUCAAACGCAAGCCAUUCAACAAUAUGCCCUAGAUUUAUCUCAGUGUUUGCCACCACCAUUGGAGCACUUGGGGUCAGAUGCGGUGUCUGGUCUUUGUAGUGCUUUUGAGGCAGCAAAUACUUCUUCCACCUAUUCUGCCCCUGAUCCAUCUCCUGAAAUGGGGGGAAUGCCAAGACCGAGAUCACCUCUACCUGUGAGCAGCUCCGAGAGUGCACCUAUGGCUAAAGGUCCUGUAUAUCCCAGUCCCAUAGAGGUCCUUAAGAGUCAUGAAUUGGGUACUUCGAGUUCAGAAGUGAAGCUCUCGGGCUUGGCUAGUGUAAGUUCUGGCUCUGAACUGGGUAACAUUCCGGUCCCACCUCCUCCACUGAGUCCAAGAUUAUCAGGAAGGUUAAGUGGUUUUAGAAGUCCUAGAACUAAGAGCUUCGAGGAAGGGGCUGGUGGAGACCAGUUGGUUCAUGAAUACUCAGUUGAGAGGAGGGUCGAGGCCCUUCCUAAUGCCCCCUCAGAUGAUGGCUCAGUAAAGGAAGAGAGAAAAUCUACCCAUACUGAAAACUCUGUCGUUCCAAGUGCUCCCAUGUUGUUCGAGAAAUCAGAAAACAUGAUAACCUCAUCUGAGAGUUUAACAAUGAAGAUAUCUUCUUCUGAUAGUUCUCUAGUUACCCAAGAUUUGAGAGGAGGAGAACUACAGGUCCAAGAUGUGACUGUCAAUGCUGAAGCCAACAAUGAAGAGGUUGAAGUCAAAGUAGUGGGAGAGAGUGGGCAAGAUCAAGUAGAGGAGAGGGGAACUCUUGCUCCAUUUUCUGAGAAGACUGAGAAAUGCUUUCUCUCUCAAGCGUCUGAUAUCAGCUGUGAAACUGCUAGAGAAUGCUUUUCUUCUACUGAAAUAUUUUCCCUUGAGGAGCCUCGCCAAGUGGAGGAAGUGGGAGUUGUAGAGGAAAGAGAGCAGUCUUCAAGUGCUCAGGUAGAAGAACGUCAGGGAACCCCAAAGGAUAUAGCUAUUAAAAUGAACGAAACUUCACCAAAUGUUAAUGCAACACAAUCUCCUUUAUCAGCUGGAAAAGGGAAGAAACAAAAAGCAAAGCCAUCUCAAUCAACAGCACCAAGUCCUUUUAAUUCAACAGAUUCUUUAAGUGGGGACCCUGGUUGCAGCUCAGCUGUUCCUUCAACAGAAGCUGUCUCCUCUCAGAUUCUUGCCAUGCAGGAGACCCUAAAUCAGCUUGUUACCAUGCAAAAGGAAAUGCAGAAGCAAAUGACUGCAAUGAUCUCUGUCCCAGUUGCGAAAGAAGGCAAGAAAAUAGAAGCAGCAAUUGGUCGAAGCAUGGAGAAACUUGUGAAGGCCAAUAUGGAUGCCUUGUGGGCCCGUUUCCAAGAGGAAAAUGCGAAGCAUGAGAAGGCUGAAAGGGAACGAGCCCAACAGAUUACAAGCUUGAUCACAAAUUUUACAAACAAGGAAGUGCCUGCCAUGUUAGAGAGGACUAAGAAAGAGUUGGCUACAAUGGGACCAACAGUAGGCCAGGCCAUUACCCCAGUUAUUGGAAAGAUGGUUUCUUCUGCCAUUGCUGAAUCUUUCCAGAAGGCACUUGGUGACAAAGCUAUGAAUCAACUGGAAAAGACUAUUGGAUCAAGGCUGGAAUCUUCAGUGUCUCGACAAAUCCAGUCACAACUUCAAACCUCUGUGAAGCAAGCUAUCCAGGAUGCAUUGAGGUCGAGCAUGGAGUCUUCAAUGAUACCUGCAUUUGAGGCAUCGUGCAGGGCCAUGUUUGAGCAAAUUGAUACUGCAUUCCUGAAGGGAAUGACAGAGCACACUACUGCUGCUCUGCAGCAAUUUGAAUCAACACAUUCUUCUUUGGCCAUGACAUUGCGGGAUUCUGUUGCUUCUGCCUCGUCAAUCACUCAGACAUUGUCUGCCGAAUUAGCAGAUGGUCAACGCAAAAUUUUGGCUCUUGCAGCAAACCAAAAUUUGGGGAACCCAUUGGCUAAGCAGCAAAGCAAUGGUUCUCUUGCUGCUUUCCAUGAGAUGGAGGCUCCAGUAGACCCAACAAAGGAGCUAUCAAGACUUAUAGCAGAACACAAAUUCGACGAAGCAUUCACCAAGGCUCUUCAAAGAAAUGACAUUGCUCUGAUUUCCUGGUUGUGCUCACAGGUCGAUUUGCCAGCCUUACUCUCAACUGUGCCAUUACCCUUAAGCCAAGGGAUUAUCUUGGCUCUCGUUCAGCGGUUAACAUAUGAUCUUGGACCUGAUUCACCGCGAAAAUUGACAUGGAUUAGAGAGGCUGCUUUGGUUCUAAACCCUACGGACCCCAUCAUCAACGCUCAUGUGCGUGGUAUCCUCGAGCAAGUUUACCAAAUGCUUAUGCACCACAUGUCUCUCGCUACGAGCUCGUCCGACAGUAGCAACUUGCGUGUUGUCAUGCACAUCAUCAAUUCCCUUUUGUCAACCUGCAAAUGAUGGUGGUGGUGUUUCUCACUCGUCUCGUACAUACAUGGAUGGAUAAUUACAUACAUGGAGGAAUGCAUAUACAUGGAUGGAUUGAUAUAUAAAUGGAUGGGAUUGAUUGUCAUGUAAAUUGUUGGUAGGGAGAGUUAUUAGUGAGUAUGUACAUUAGGGGAUCCGAAAAAGUGUUUUUGUAGUUGUUUUCUCUUUUUGGUUUCUCUCACUCUCUCUCGCUCUCUCAAUCUUUUGUUAGUGCUGAAAAGACUGGAUAUGCAUUGCAAGGGGUAUUGUAAAAGACACGAAGAACAAGUGUGUAUGCCAUCCAGAAAUUCUUCAGUUCUGCAAAUCCAUAUUUUUCCCUUUC